AUGCCAAAAGUAAAGAAAAGAAAAAAAGAUAGAAAAGACAAAGCUGUCGCCAGCUUGAAGCUGUUGUCAAAUCUCACAGGAUUUGGUGAUGAACCAGAUAGUUUGGAGAGCUGCCUAGAGGGUUGGGGUGUGAUGGCCCCAAGCCAACAACCUGUAGCGAAGAAAGCAAAUACUAUUGGAUGGAUUUCUUCAAUAGAGCGAGUUGAAUCCUGGAAUCAAUCUUUGUUGUUGUAUCUUAAAGGAGGCAAUUAUCAAAAUUCGUUGUUUGAAAAUCUGGAAUUAGAGCUGGCUCGCAGCUUCAUUGUCAGAGAGCUUUCGUCAUUCUUGUUGCGAGCAGGAGAGGAUCUUCGAAUGCCUGCGUUUGAAAGAUGGUUCAUCGAUUCAAGGUUGGAGCAGAAUAUGGAUGAAACAAUCCGAUCUUCAACAACAGAUCCGAUCAUUCCUAACCAAGUCAGUGUUAAGUUCGGAGCAUCACAGAGGCUCAUUCAAGAGCUUCGUGCGAACAUUAAAGAUGAGAAAAAAGCGGAAAGCAUAGUAUCAGAACUGUGCAGGCAAACCAAUGUCAAGUGCUCUCAACUUUUGGCACGCAGCGAGCUGUACCGUCGAGAAUCAUCACUCAAGAGAGGUGUCAUAACGGUUGAGAAGAACAGCCCAGAGGUAACCACGAUAUUGUAUGGAAAGAAGAAAUGGAAGAAGCCAUUUUGCUAUAGAGUAAAUACCGAGCACUACGAGAAGCUUCGGGAUAGAUUUUUUGCCGUGCACAACACGGCCACAACAAAACUGGACAACCAAGAUGAACGGCUGAUGAGAGUAUUUAACGUUAUUGUCAUUUCUUUAUUGAUUCGGUACAACGCUUUAUCUGGCGGUUAUCUUAACGAUGAUCUCCGGGGAGGCGGAAUGCAAGGUGCUAUCCACUCUGAGGUGUUUUCCGUUCUGCAAAAGCACUUUACAGGCUCAUUUCUGAUGGAGGGCUUUGCAAGUCCAUUAAAUCAUUGUCUCCCUUCGUUUUGUUCCGCUUUCCCUGAAAUUGAAUGGCAUUUUGGAUCGAUGGGUAGCUUUAUGGAGUCUCGGUUUACACAUGAUACUUGCUGUGAACUGAACCCACCUUUUUCACCGGGGUUAAUGAUGCAGAUGUCUAUCAAGAUUCUAGGGGAAUUGAGGGUGGCAAAGAAAGAGAGAAGGAAAUUGACGUUUGUUGUUGUCGUUCCAACAUCAAAUGGUGAUACGACUGUCGGUAUAAAGCACUUUGCAAAUGAUUCUUUCCAGCAGAUGGUGACAAGUCCGUUCUGCAAAAAACAUAUUGUGCUGAAAUCAAGAACACACGGUUAUAUUGAGGGUGCUGCACAUCUCAGGCCAACACGCUACAAAGAGAGCAAUUACGACACAAGCGUUAUUUUUUUGCAAAGUCAAGAUUUGCCAUCAGUGAAUUACACUCAACUAGAGAGAGACAUAAGGGAAUCGUUUGCAAGUCGGCACAACCAAGAGACACAAAUACGGAGAAGCUUGAACUGA
Messenger RNA from Cylindrotheca closterium, 1512 nucleotides. Lineage: Eukaryota; Bacillariophyta; Bacillariophyceae; Bacillariales; Bacillariaceae. The record is from the annotation of a GenBank genome assembly.